Drosophila virilis is the source of this 555-nucleotide messenger RNA. RefSeq lists its product as uncharacterized. The record is from RefSeq and is a predicted model, not a curated record. NCBI's taxonomy places the organism in Eukaryota, Metazoa, Arthropoda, Insecta, Diptera, Drosophilidae.
UCAACGCAAAUUGGGCAUUUGUCAGCAUUACAACGAAUAGAAGAGAUGGAAGGCUUUCUAAUUGCACUUUCUAUUGCAAUAUGUAUAUUUUUUAUAGUUUCAAUUACGGUUUUAAUUAGGCGCCAGCAAAAGGCAAAACAAGGCGUGGGCUAUGUGAUCAGCGAGGGAACACCUGUUGCGAUCACCUCGGCCACACACAGGCCACCAGGUGGUGCACCCGUUACACAUUACCCACCGCCAAGCUAUCAGGCUAACGUCUAUCCUGGCACGUAUGCAUAUCCAGCACAAACCACCAGCCAUGUACAAAUGAUACCCGUGCAAGUUCAGGUUAUGCCAACUCCAAUGCCUGGCAUGCAAACGUCCUAUCCGCCCAUGCAGCAGCGUGUUGUUAACAAUGGAACUAUGUCUAAUGCAGAUCUGACCGUUCUUCCAGCGAACUGUGAGAAACCUAUCACUCAUCAGACCCACCAAGGGGCGGUCGAAACAGUUAGCCAAAUCUAAGCGCUUUUUACUAAGGAUUACCAUUUGGCAUACAAAAAAAAAACCUUGACGAUU